Molecule: messenger RNA, 2320 nt
Organism: Perca flavescens (yellow perch)
Lineage: Eukaryota; Metazoa; Chordata; Actinopteri; Perciformes; Percidae
Product: palmitoyltransferase ZDHHC23-like
Exons: 5
Coding region: 205-1395 (396 amino acids)
Biological process (GO): protein targeting to membrane; peptidyl-L-cysteine S-palmitoylation
Cellular component (GO): Golgi apparatus; endoplasmic reticulum
Molecular function (GO): protein-cysteine S-palmitoyltransferase activity
Source: RefSeq, a predicted model, not a curated record
CAGUGGGGAUGAUGCUAUUCUUGACAUCUCUGAUCUUAUUUUCAAAGAACAAGAGAAAGUCACUGCAGUCAUUAUUCGAAAAGACUGGCACUUCAGGAGGAGAGGGAUUUACAAGAUUGUUAACGGUGUCAAAAAGGAUUUUGGGAUUACGCUUGCUAGAAGCAAUAAGCGUGUAGACGUCAGAGUCAUCUUUAUCAAGCCAUUAUGAAAUGGGAGAAGUUAAAGCCCCCUGAGCCAGAUGAUCCUAUGUGUUGCUGUGAGUGUGACUACGACCAGUAUGGAUGUUGCUGUGACUGUGAAGAUCUGGAUGAAGCCUUUAACAGGUGGCUGAAAGACAGACCUAAAGGUGGAUCUCAGUCUCCUGUACUUGGGGCCAUGAUUGACAAACUGGAGAUCUCCAUGAUCCCGGCCCUGGUGCUGCUACCUGUCCUGCUGCGGGUUGCAGCACUGCACUACCUGCUGGGUAUCAUCAUCCUGACAGCUCUGCCCAUCCUGGUGCUGUGGUACUACUACGCCACGCACAGAAAGAAGAGACGCACCCUCUUCUUCCUCACUCUUGCACUCUUCUCUCUGUUCCACAUGUAUUAUCUCUUCAUCACAGAGAUUUUACCUCGUGGGGACGUCAGCCAGCUGCAGGUGUGUGCUGUGACCACUGGGGUGAUUCUCACUGUCAUCUCUCUUAUUCACACCAAGAGAGGCGCAGGAUUGGUGACCACUUCACUACAUAUGGCACACAGUCACAGUCUGGAGGCUAACAAGGGCUCCGCACACCGUAAUGGAUCUAUCCAAUCAGCAGCCUCCUCAGGGACUGCAGCAGAGUUUCAGACAACAAAAGAGGCCGUGGCAGCCAAAUGGAGCAGCUGUCCUGUGUGCAAAAUAAUGCGACCCCCACGGGCCGGACACUGUCGAACCUGUGGAUCCUGUGUCCAGCGUCUGGACCACCACUGUAUCUGGAUAAACAGCUGUGUUGGACAGGCAAACCACCGCAGUUUCCUACUGACCCUCUCUGUGUUCGUGUUGACCUCUCUGUAUGGAAUCAGUUUGGUGCUCUGCAGCCUCUGUCCUCAACAGUAUCUACUGACGGCUCUCCUCUACUGCCCCGGCGUCUACAGCCAGUCCAGCAUGGCACUUUGCUUCACCUGUGCUUGGUACAGCAGCAUUGUCACCGGUGGACUGCUUCACCUGUUGGUGGUACAAGUUCUGAAUAUCAGCUUCAAUGUGACGGAGCGCGAGGCUCAGCUGGCUCUGAGGAACAAAACGGGCCAGAGGCGCCUGUGGGGACUCGUCAUCGUGACAGGAGAGUAUUCACGUGGCUUCUGUCACAACUGGGUUGAGUUCCUCACCAUGGCAGAUGCCUCGCUUUCUCCUCGCUCCAGCCACACUGACUUGGUCUAGUUUCACUUUGUACUCUCUAGUAGCAGUUGUAGUCGUAACAUUAUAACAGACACUGCAUUGCUUUUAGAAUAUAUCAGCUGACGUCUUCCAAUGCUUAUUGCAUUCCAGCCUCUUCAUACAUUACAUUAAAAACUAUUGAUAUUUCCCUGCAAUCUAGGUCACAGAAUAUCAAGGUGCUAUCAAAAACCACACAUUAAUAAUUGUUUUGGUGUUGGAAGUUGUUGCACAAUUUCUUCUAGGAAAUAACAUACAGUCAUAAGGCUGCAGGAAGCACCAUGUUACUGUACAUAUUUUCUCUACCUGCAGAAUGUGAACAACAUUUAUGCUGUCUGACUGAAAUUGAAAUAUCGAAAUAUUGUUGACUGCAUGUCAAUUAAGAAAUGAAAUAAAAAAAUCUGGUAAGAAAUGAAAGACACUGUGGGGUUUAAGUAAAAGAAGAACAACAGCCAUGAUUCAGUUCUGAUCUGUAUUUUAGGUAUCUGCCUUUGGAUGCCUCCCUGUGGAGGUCUUCGGAGUCAAACUGUUAGAAAUCCCAGUGACCCGCUGGGGGCUUUAUAUAUCCCAUCAUAGCACUUGUGUUCAUUCAGCAUUUGUUAUAACAAAACAGGUAUGAAAAACUGGCACAGAACCAAUCGAGCACUGCAUCUGACCCCUGUGAGUGAGUGGUGGGUGUACAGUCAAAAGUUCCUGGAGCAGCUUCAGCCAUCUUUAAUAUUAUGACUGAUGCAAUCUGUAUUAACUCAAUAUUCUUCUCUGCAGUGCUCUGUUUUAUUGAUUUUUUAACGUAAUGGUUUUUGUCCAUUGCUUUCUGAUAGUGCCAGUGGUACUCCGAAAUACACAUUAUGAGACAUGCGGGGAUUGUAUCUGUAAAUAGUCAAUUACUAUUACAUAAUAUAAUUAUGUUUUUAUAUUAAGCUGAAGGCCA